AUGGCGACAAUUUCAUCAUCGUCUAUUGAACGGCAAGAACUUGCUGCAAACGAGAAGAUAAGUAAUACCCCCGAUGCAGAAGAAAGCAAUGAAUUGGAUUGCGUAGUAUCGCAGCCUAAUGAGAAAGAUUUGGAGCAGAUUGAAAAAUACAAAGUCAUUAGCUCUCUAGAUGCCGACGUGACUCUUGCAUUUUUAGAGGAUAAUGAUCAUUUGGUUUCACCGAUUACGCCAGCUCAAGAGCGAAAAUUGUCCAGGAAAGUGAUGUGGACUAUUGUCCCUUUGACUGCUUUAAUCAAUCUAAUAUUGUAUUCCGACAAAGCUGUUAUGUCUUAUGCCUCCAUUUUCGAGUUCUGGGAUGAUACUGGUUUGACACAGAACAAGUAUAAUAACGCCAAUACUUUGUUUUACUUCGGGUAUAUUGUGGGUCAAGGUAAUCUAUAUUUCGUGCAAAAGCUUCCAAUUGGAAGAGUGAUGACUGCCAUGGCUGGACUGUGGUGUGCUAUAAUAUUCCUUCAUUGUACGGCUUUUAACUACGAGGGGGUGUAUGCGUUGAGGUUUUUUUUGGGUUUCGUGGAAUCUAUUGCAAUUCCUGUACUCAAUACUACUAUGGGUCAGUUUUUGACUGCUGAGGAAAAAGCUGCCACAGCUCCUAUCUUUUACUCCACAUGUUUAGGAGUCACUAUUCCUGUUGGUUUCAUCGCAUACGGUGUCUUGCAUAUUAAUAACCCACCCAUCCCUCUAUGGAAGAUUUUCACUAUUAUCAUAGGUGGUUGUACAUUCUUGAUGACUGUGUUAGUGGCUCUUUUGUAUCCAAACAAUCCUACGGAUGCCAAGUUUUUAUCUACGGAGGAAAAAGUUUGGGUCAUCAGAAGAGUGCAGAAGACUACUGGCUCUUCUAUUGAGCAAAAGGUUUUCAAGAGAUACCAAGUAAAAGAGGCACUUUUGGAUCCAAUUACUUGGCUUUUUGGAGCUUUCUUCCUUCUUCAGCAAUUAGCCAAUAACUUGCCCUACCAACAAAACUUAUUGUUUGAGGGUAUUGGUGAAAUUACAAACUUGGAUUCCACUUUGGUGUCUGUAGCUUCUGGUGGAUUUGCUGCUGUUUGUGCUGUUAUUGCUACGGUUUUCCUUAUGUACAAGAAGAAUUACACCGCUUUUUCCGUUGUCUUUUGGACUGUUCCUUGUUUCGCAGCGUCCAUUGCAGUCGUCGCUAUUCCUUGGGAUAAGAAGAUAGCCUUGCUUGCUAUGCUUUGUUUAGCGUCACCUCUAUUUGGUAUUCCAUGGAUCUUAAUGUUCAGUUGGAACACCACUAGUUGUUCCGGGUAUACAAAGAAACUGACUAGAAAUGCUGUUGUGAUGUUUUGGUAUGGUAUUGCCAAUAUUAUCUCACCCCAGUUAUGGCAAGAAAAGAACAGCCCUCGAUACACUCCUGCCUGGAUAGUACAAAUAGUUCUAUCAUUCUUUAUGGCUCCUUUAAUUGCUCUAGUGAUAUGGUACUUGUUAAGACGCAGAAAUCAGACCAGGCUAUCGGAAAUAGACUCGGUGAACGAUCAUAUUGGGUUUGUGGAGGAAAACGGUGAAAAGGUGAAAGUUGAUGUUGCUCUACUGGAUUUGACUGACUUAGAAAACAAGACAUUUAUAUAUCCUCUUUAG
This is a messenger RNA of Lachancea fermentati, 1650 nucleotides long. The record is from the annotation of a GenBank genome assembly. NCBI's taxonomy places the organism in Eukaryota, Fungi, Ascomycota, Saccharomycetes, Saccharomycetales, Saccharomycetaceae.